AUGUGGAAAGACCAUGAUGGACACAUCGUCCAAAAGAAGCCAGUAGAACAGAACACAUCCCGUGGUAGCAGUAGCAGUAGUAAUGUGGGAGCGCCGUUCGUAUCCCAGGUAGAAGGUCCCAUUUCACCUCCUGUAUCGACUCAUAACUCGGACCACCAAAGCGAUAACGAUCCCGCAUCACAUACGGCUUUCACCCAUAGCCAUAGUCAUAGCCUUUUACCAGAUUAUGCGCUUACGACGGGGCAGUUCGAUUCACAUGGUAAUAGCGGGUAUUGGGUUGCUCCCGAGACAUCCCAGCCUCCCUUCUUCGAUAUAAACUACGAUGAAGUGUUCCAGCCGGACACAGCAAAUAACAAUGUCUCGAGCGCUACCGUCUCGAAUACCCCGUAUGUUCCUACUACUUCCCUGGCUAUGUACUCCGGCGUUCAACAUCAUGCACCUGUGAGCUCAAGUCAAGACAACUUCUCCCCGGGUAUUAGGGCAUAUGAAGGGGGGAUGACCGGGACCUCAUUAACACCCAUGGAAUCUCUUGACUAUAGAACUGCUGUUAGCCUCUCGCCCGUACCGAAGCAAGCCCAUCGGGGACUCGGUGGCUUUGGUGAAGCAGAAUUCGAGCGACCCCUGGCUACUCUUCAACCGCCAAACCGUCUACCGUAUAUAGACGACUAUACGUAUAGCCAGAUUUUAGAGACGGUUAAAGCCUCAAGACCGUUAGCACCCAGUGGCUCCCUUCUCGACAUCAACCAUCCGCUGAUGUCACAGCUUUCGUUGCAAACCUACUUAGAUCUAUACUUUAACAGGUUCAAUACCGCAUAUCCGUUGAUACACCUGGCCACCUUUGAGCCAAGCCAAAAUAAGACAUUAUUACUUCUGUCCAUGAUUCUACUCGGGGCUACUUACUCCGAGAAAGAGGCACAUCAAUUUGCCGUCUGCAUACACGAUGUGAUCCGCCCGGCGAUAUUUUCUCACGCGAGCUUUAACCCCAAACCUGACCUUUGGAUGCUACAGACGAUUCUGUUAGUCGAAUGCUUCGGGAAGAGUAGAGCAGGUCAGAAACAACACGACAUGAGCCAUUUAUUCCACGGGAUGUUGAUCAACCUGAUCAGGCGGUCUGACUGCCAGUCUGUCCGGCCAGUUCGCCCACACGAAGAUAAUGAUAAGGGCAACUUGGUCGAUGACUGUAGCUGGAGACAAUGGGUAGAGGCCGAGGAGAAGAAAAGGCUGGCUCUUCUAUGCUUCAUGUGGGAUACCCAACACGCCGUCCUAUUCUGCCAAUCUCUAUGCAUGUCAGCCUUCGAGCUCCGGGUCCCUCUACCCUGCAACCAAGCAUUAUGGGAGGCAUCCACAGCCGCCGAAUGGUCGCGCCUCUCGCUCUCCACAGCCCCUGAGCCGAUGUACCUCCUCGCACUGAAGUCUUACAUCACGCGCGACACGCACCGUUGUCCUCGACUCAACGGCCUAUCGAGAAUAUUCAUCUUUCACGGUUUAAUGUCCAUUUUCUGGGACAUGCGGCGGCGGGACCAGACCAGUCUUGGCGUCAUCUCCGCGCAGGGCGGUCGAUGGCAGAGCCGUCUUGGAAACGCUUACCAUGAGUGGAAAAUAGACUUCGAUAACUUCUGCCUACGCCUGUCCGAUAUCACAUCUGUGGAGAUGAGGAAGGGUACCGUCCCCGAAAAUGCAAAAGUUGAACUCGAUGUCUGGCGUACCGCGUACGUGGCCGUGUACCAUGCAGCUCAUACACUUCUACACUCGGAAUUCCUCGACAUACAAAUAUUUGCUGGCGCACGACAUAUCCUCGGGCGGUCUGUUCAACGGAACGACUUUAUCCGCUCAGAGAAGGUCGUGAAACGAUGGGCUAUGAGCCGUACGAUCCCAGGAUCUGACAAUACUGACGGAUCUGGGAGCGCGGUAGCGGCGGUUUGGCACGCAGCCCAAUUGCUCCAAAGCGCAUCACACACGUUCGUCGAUUUCGACUCUAUGGGCCUAUUUCAUGUACCAUGGUGUCUCUACUUAGCCACGUUGACGGUAUGGACAUUUCACCACACCGGCGCCAAGGGGUUUGGUUCCGUCCCCGAAGAUGAUAGUGAACUGGUGUGGGAUGCUCAAGCAGAAAUGCGGAUGCUUCUAGACUCGAUGGUAGAAGCGGGGAUUCAUGGUUUACCUGAAAUACAGGGGCUGAAGCGAACUAGCGGUUUGGUGUGGGUUAUGGCAGAGGUAUUGAGUAAAGUUCGCUGGGGAAUUGUGCAUGCUGGCGUCACCGUGCUUAAAGGCUUGAUCCCGUGGAGGUUAAUAGGGCAGUUUGAUGAUACUACUGUCUGA
This is a messenger RNA of Daldinia childiae, 2319 nucleotides long. Its product is annotated as Zinc finger protein klf1. The record is from RefSeq and is a predicted model, not a curated record. The coding region runs from base 1 to 2319 and encodes 772 amino acids. Gene Ontology annotation, molecular function: RNA polymerase II cis-regulatory region sequence-specific DNA binding; zinc ion binding; DNA-binding transcription factor activity, RNA polymerase II-specific. Gene Ontology annotation, biological process: DNA-templated transcription; regulation of transcription by RNA polymerase II. NCBI's taxonomy places the organism in Eukaryota, Fungi, Ascomycota, Sordariomycetes, Xylariales, Hypoxylaceae. The transcript is spliced from 6 exons. Gene Ontology annotation, cellular component: chromatin.